UCCAGGAAGCGGCGGUGGCGCGGGAACUGCCGAGACCCGAACGGCGCUAGUCGGCCAUGGCGGUGAACCUGAGCCGGAACGGGCCAGCGCUGCAGGAGGCCUACGUGCAGGUCGUCGCCGAGAAGUCCCCGACUGACUGGGCUCUCUUUACUUACGAAGGCAAUAGCAAUGAUAUUCGCGUGGCUGGCACUGGAGAGGGGGGCCUGGAGGAGUUGGUGGAGGAGCUAAACAGCGGGAAGGUGAUGUAUGCCUUCUGCAGGGUAAAGGACCCCAACUCCGGCUUGCCCAAGUUUGUCCUCAUCAACUGGACUGGUGAGGGCGUGAAUGAUGUGCGGAAGGGAGCAUGCGCGAACCAUGUCAGCGCCAUGGCCAGCUUCCUGAAGGGAGCACAUGUCACCAUCAACGCCCGGGCUGAGGAGGACGUGGAGCCGGAGUCCAUUAUGCAGAAGGUGGCCAAGGCUUCAGGGGCGAACUACAACUUCCACAAAGAGAGUAGCCGCUUCCAGGAUGCAGGACCCCAAGCCCCUGUGGGCUCCGUGUACCAAAAGACCAACGCCUUGUCCGAGAUCAAAAGGGUUGGCAAAGAUAACUUCUGGGCCAAAGCGGAGAAGGAUGAGGAGAACCGCAGGCUGGAGGAGAAGCAGCGAGCAGAGGAGGAGCGGCAGCGGCUGGAACAGGAGCGCCAGGAGCGGGAGCGGCGGGAGGCUGCCCUCAGAGAACAGCGCUAUCAGGAGCAGGAGCGGGAAUCCCAUCCCCAGAGGAAGCCUGAACAUCAAGAAGUCAUUUCUGAGACGAGGGGAGACCAGGAGCCUUACUGUCAGCAGCACAGGCACCCACGGGACAUCUUCAAAGAGAAGGAGAGGGCUAUGUCUACCACUUCCAGCCCUCAGCCGGGCAAGCUGAAGAGCCCCUUCCUGCAGAAACAGCUCUCCCAACCAGAGACCCCCCUCACCAGGGAGCCCAUUCCCGCCUCCUUGAAAUCCAGGACAGAUUUCAAGGAUCCGGUGCCCUUUGCCUCUCAGUCUCCAGUGCACGUGGAAGAGGAGGCCGAAUACGAGGAGCCCCCAGAGCAGGAGAGCCUCUACGAGGAGCCCCCACCGGCACAGCAAGACCAUGCUGAUUGUGAGCACAGCAUCCAUUACAAGGAGGAACCAGGGCUGCCGGGGAAGGGGCUUUGUGCCCGGGCCUUGUAUGACUACCAGGCAGCGGAUGACACUGAGAUCUCCUUUGACCCCGAGAACCUCAUCACAGGCAUCGAGGUGAUCGAUGAGGGCUGGUGGCGUGGCUUCGGGCCAGAUGGCCACUUCGGCAUGUUUCCUGCCAACUACGUGGAGCUCAUCGAAUGAGGGGCAAGCUGUGCCCGAAGCCCCGUCCCGCCCUGCUGGUUGCCAGAGGAGGUGACAUGAGUGCUAUGUGUCAUUCCAUGCGUAUCAGGCCCCUCGGGAUAAGGCUGAGGUCUUGGAACCCACACAUGCAGCAAUAACCUGGUGAUUCUCAAACGCGCUUUCAUCUGGACUUUGAGCCCUGCCUGUGGUCAGCUCUUGGUGACCUCUGCCUGACGGGUGCUCGGGACGGGCCACUGGAGGUUGCCCCCACGCCCAGGCUGCUGCCUGCCUCGUCUGUGCAGAGCUCGGCACAGCAGUGCCCUUUUCCUUUCUCUUGCUUUGAAGGGUGGUGGCUGCAGCGCUCAGGGUGCAGUUUGCUUAGCAGAGUUUUUACCACCAAAGACAAAUUGGGCACCUUCGAGGGCAGGCAAGGGGUCUCUUCCGAGCUGCUUCACUGACCCCAGUUGUGAUUGUGAAUGAGGGGUGGGGAGGGACCUUGAAGGAGGCAUUAAAACCCUGCAGCUAGAGCUCAUCCCUCGGUGGGACCAACCUUCCCUGUCUGAGCUGUGUGCACCUCUGAAAUCAACUCUAGCCGCAUCAUCCAAGGUCUUGCUUUAGGAAAAGUAACAUGACAAUGGCGCACACCUG
Molecule: messenger RNA, 1973 nt
Organism: Echinops telfairi (small Madagascar hedgehog)
Lineage: Eukaryota; Metazoa; Chordata; Mammalia; Afrosoricida; Tenrecidae
Gene: DBNL
Product: drebrin like
Exons: 13
Coding region: 57-1346 (429 amino acids)
Biological process (GO): postsynaptic actin cytoskeleton organization; positive regulation of axon extension; regulation of actin filament polymerization
Cellular component (GO): postsynaptic membrane; cortical actin cytoskeleton; plasma membrane
Molecular function (GO): actin filament binding
Source: RefSeq, a predicted model, not a curated record